GAACUGGUUGAAACCAUAGAAACGAAAAGGACGUUUACUGCCUCAAACCUAGCUAGCUAUACCUCACAACUAUCUUCUCAAACCAUGUUUGGCUAACCUCAAGUUACGAAGAUUAUUAAGUUUGUAGUUGCGUGAAACUCAAAACACCGCAUAACAUUGUUAAGAUAUACACUCAGUUUAAAACGCAGUGCUAUUUAACUUGUUUUGGUGAAGUAGCGUUACCUUAGUCCUGCCAGAGCUUCUUUAGUCUUAGUUAGCUAGACAGCUAGCUAACUAACGUUAGCGUUAAUGUUCGGCGAGUGGAAAUGUUCAAAGCAAAAAUACUCUUUAUUGGACCCAGUGAGAGUGGGAAAACGGUUGUUGCUAAUUUUCUCUCAGACACAGCAGCAGAAAAUGUUGGCGGUGAAUACAGACCUACUCAAGGAGUAAGGAUACUGGAAUUUGAAUCGCAACCUGAAGGCAGUGGUGACUACGCAAAAUGUGAGGUUGAACUUUGGGACUGUUCAGGAGAUUUUAAAUUUGAAUCAUGCUGGCCAGCACUGAUAAAGGAAUCCAGCGGUGUGGUGAUCGUUUUUAAUCCUGAUGUUCCAAGUCACCUCAAAGAAAUAGAGACGUGGCAUUCGAUGUUCAUCUCCUCUCAAGGUUUGCAAGACAACCAGUGUUUACUCAUGGCUCACCACAAGCCUGGCAGCAGCGUAGAAGGUGGACGGCUGCCUUUAGCCUCACAUUUGGCUAGACUGCCACUUAUUCACUGCAACCUGGAAGAGGAACCAGAGGAGUUGGGGAAAUCUUUCCGCAGAUACUUGGGAAAUGUUAUAAAUACAAUGUCGGAAAGCCGAGAGCAAGAGGAGAUGUCCAUUAUUACAUAAUAGCAAAAUCUAUCAAAUGUGCAGCUUAAUGAAGACAUUUUCUUUGCAUCUUCAAUCUCUGUUCAAGUAACAUUCAUCAACAUCUCCCAUUUUUAAAGUUGUUACCGGUAAUUUUUAUUUUAUUUUACUUUAUUACUUUAUUAAUCCCCAGCUCCUUGGCAGUGCCCAGGUGGUGAACUGGCACCUCUCCAGCUACCAGUCCACCACCAUACUUAGGUCUGUACGGGGACUUGAACCAGUAACCCUCCGGUUCCCAACCCAACUCCCUAUGGACUGAGCUACUACCACCCAGUAAUAACACAUCUUUGCGGUCAGCUGUAGGCCUACAUGAACUCUAACUUACUCUGGAAAGUAGGUCUCAAGAAAUACAAAAUAACUAAACUUCUCUUACUAUAGACAUCGUUUAUUUUGAAAAAUUGGUGUAAGUUGCUGAGAAUGUGACAAUUAAAAGUGUAAAAGAAGAAAGAACAGUACAUUUAGACAUAUCCAAUAAUGCCUCUUUUGCCAGUGCACUCUCCAAUGUAGAACCACAUCAGCACCUCAGUGGCCAUGAGUCCAUUCCAUAAAGCAUCCUAAAAAAGCCAAAAUCUAAUUUAACUCUAGACAAUUUCUUUAAUUAGUUAUAAUAGUUUUAUAUGUUAAUGAGGCCUGACAAUGUAACAUGACAGAUUAAUUGUAGAGUGUAAAAAUGAGUCCCUUCCCAUGCAUACAAUUAUCCACUACCUGUCACAGACACCACACUAUGAGAACGCACACAAACGCAUAUUUUAUGUCACCUGUUUAUGAUGUUUGUGUAAUUGUUAACUUUUGACAUUGUCUGACAUCUUUCCAUAAAUAACUUUGUUUUGUUAUCUUGGGAGUGUUUUUCCACUGAUUUUCCAUUGAACUAACUAAGAUGGAAUUUCAUCUUCCUA
Molecule: messenger RNA, 1783 nt
Organism: Etheostoma spectabile (orangethroat darter)
Lineage: Eukaryota; Metazoa; Chordata; Actinopteri; Perciformes; Percidae
Gene: ift22
Product: intraflagellar transport 22 homolog (Chlamydomonas)
Exons: 5
Coding region: 306-869 (187 amino acids)
Source: RefSeq, a predicted model, not a curated record